AUGAAAGAGAACAAGGCCGCCGAAAAUGCUCUCGGCACCAUAGGAGCCGUAUUCUGGAUGGUGCAGAUUGCACCCCAGAUCGUCAAGUCGCACAGGGAAAAGACGACGAAGGGACUCUCGGCAUCCUUGAUGUUUAUCUGGGGACUGGCUUCCCUAUUCCUGGGCUCCUACAAUGUAGUGCAGGAACUCUCUAUCCCAUUACAAGUUCAACCACAAGCCUUUGGUGUCCUAGCCGCCAUCUCAUGGUGCCAAUGUCUGCACUAUGAGCGCGGCUACUCCAAGAAGAGUGUCUGGGCCAUCUUCAUUGUAUUUUGCUGCAUCUUUGCCGGAUUCGAGGCUGGUAGCGUCUUUGCUCUGCGAGCAGGAUUGCGUAACGGCACAGAGUGGCCCAUCACGAUGUAUGGCUACAUCACUGCCGUUCUCCUCGCUGUAGCGUUGCUGCCACAGUACUGGGAGAUCUAUAGGUUCCGAGAGGUUAUCGGCAUAUCGCUCAUGUUUAUGGCUGUCGAUAUCCUCGGAGGCAUCUUCUCGUUUGCUAGUUUGUUCUUCCGUACAGAUCUGGAUGUGGCCGCUUUUGUGUCAUAUGUCCUAGUGGUCAUCCUGGACGGUAUCGUCGUCCUCCUCUAUUUCAUCCUCAACCCCAUUGCUCGACGUCGGCGCCGAGCGGAAGGAACCGAGGGUGAAAGAGUUGGGGACCCCGAGGCUGGAUGGGGAUCAACCUCUGCCAAUUCGACGGAACCAACUCUGGUCGGCCAUGGAAUGGUGGUAGACACAGACGUCGAGAAGGAGCAGGAGGGCCAGCCGCGAGAGCCACCAAGGGAAUAA
This is a messenger RNA of Cryptococcus wingfieldii CBS 7118, 825 nucleotides long. Its product is annotated as integral membrane protein. The transcript has 5 exons. NCBI's taxonomy places the organism in Eukaryota, Fungi, Basidiomycota, Tremellomycetes, Tremellales, Cryptococcaceae. The coding region runs from base 1 to 825 and encodes 274 amino acids. The record is from RefSeq and is a predicted model, not a curated record.